This is a messenger RNA of Micromonas pusilla CCMP1545, 1092 nucleotides long. RefSeq lists its product as uncharacterized. The coding region runs from base 1 to 1092 and encodes 363 amino acids. The record is from RefSeq and is a predicted model, not a curated record. The transcript has a single exon. Lineage: Eukaryota; Viridiplantae; Chlorophyta; Mamiellophyceae; Mamiellales; Mamiellaceae.
AUGAGCUUCACGCUGUGCGCGAGCAUGCACGCGACGCGCGCGAGCGCGUCUUCGUCGAGCGCGCCCGCGCGCUCUUUCCGCGCGCGCGCCGCGCGCGCGGAACGAAAUGCAGCCCACGUGUCAACGAGUUCCAAGGCGUCGUCGCGAGCCUCGUGCCCGUCGCUUCGCGCGCCGCGCCCCGCCGCGCGUCGCCGCGCCGCGAUCGCGCUUCGCGCGGCGAAGGACGACGCCCCGAAGAACGAGGAUGACACGAAGAAAGAGCCCGAACCCGAGCCCUCCGCGGCGUCGAGCUCGGAGGACGCGGAGAAGCUCCCGACGCCCGAGGACGACGUCGCGCCCGCGCUGGAGGGCGACUGGCGCGAUUUCCGCGCCAAGCUCGUGAACUCGGAGAGCGCGGGAUCCGACGCCCCGGGCGCGUCCGCGGACGAGGCCGCGCGCGUGGAAGCCGCGAGCGGAGAAAACAUCAAGCUCCUGAGCACGCAAAACCCGGAGCUCGCGUCCGAGACGCCCUGGGCGCACGUCAUCGGCGCCCCGGAGAAGGGAUGCCUCCUCCUCGCGUCCGAGGAGGAAUUCAAACUCGGCCAGCAGUACUUCCACCAGGCGGUGAUCUUAGUCCUCGAGCACCACGAGAAGGGCAGCAUGGGGGUCAUCCUGAACCGCCCGACGCAGUACAACAUGGGGUACGUCGGCGGCGACGACAGCAGCCCGUUCGCGAACAACCAGCUCUACUUUGGCGGCGACGUCGGCGACGGCACCGUCUCGUUCCUCCACGGAUCUUCCGAGGUUGCCGGCGGGAGCGAGGUCUUACCCGGGGUGUACCUCGGCGGGUACGACAGCGCGUGCGAGCUCGUGAAGGACGGCACGCUGAAGCCCACGGACUUCAAGUUCUUCGCGAGGUACUGCGGCUGGGCCCCGGGGCAGCUCGAGAGCGAGUGCGAGAGAGGGGUGUGGUACCCGGUGGCGUGCUCGCGGCAGCUCGCGCUGAAGCAGGUGAUUCAGCUCCCCAAGCCGCUGUGGAGGGAAGUCAUGGAGCUGUGCGGGGGGGAGCUGAGGCAGACGAGUAAGCGGAGCUACGGCGAGGAGGAGACGUAA